Lotus japonicus is the source of this 1544-nucleotide messenger RNA. RefSeq lists its product as uncharacterized. The record is from RefSeq and is a predicted model, not a curated record. Bases 256 to 1224 code for a protein of 322 amino acids. The transcript is spliced from 3 exons. NCBI's taxonomy places the organism in Eukaryota, Viridiplantae, Streptophyta, Magnoliopsida, Fabales, Fabaceae.
AAAGUGGCAAAAUCCAUGGCAUCUGACAAAGUCCAGCUUCCUUUCGUAUUUAUUACGUGCCACGAGCGAAAGCUUCGUAAACAGUAAACAAACACCACUGGCCCUGGCCUUGAAUGCCCCAACAUGUACGCCAUGGAGAUUCUCUUCUCUCUGCAAUUAAUCUUGAUCCACCCACCCAUCAAACUCUUCACUCUCCAUCAUCACUCUCUCACUUUCACUCCCUCUCACUGAAACCUCAACCUUAGAUCUCUCCCAAUGAAAGACAACGAAAACAGCAGCAUCAACAUGUCAUCGCUGGCCAAGACAGACUCCGAGGUCAGCAGCCUCACACAAUCCUCCCCGGGGAGAUCGUCUCCCCGGCGCAACGCCUACUUCGUCCAGAGCCCAUCACGUGAAUCUUCCAACGACAACGACGCUGAGAAGACCACCAACUCCUUCCACUCAAGCCCGAUCCAGAGCCCACAAGGCUCCCCUCCUCACUCUCAUUCGAACUCCUCCGUGGGUCUCCACUCUCGUGAGUCUGCCUCUACACGCUACUCGCGCAAGACAGCCCGCAAGACCCCGUGGAGGCCCAGGAGGGAUCCCAUCGAGGAGGAAGGUCUCCUCGACCCCCAUGACGAAGCCCAACUAGGCUUCCCACGCCGCUGCUAUUUCCCCGCAUUUGUCUUAGCCUUUGUCCUCCUCUUCUCCUUCUUCGCUCUCAUUCUCUGGGGCGCUAGCCGGCCCCAGAAACCAUCCAUUUUACUCAAGAGUAUAACAUUUGAUCGAUUUGUUCUUCAAGCGGGUGCUGAUAUGUCAGGUGUUGCAACCAGCUUGGUAUCCAUGAAUUCCACCGUGAAAUUAAUUUUUCGCAACACGGCUACAUUUUUCGGUGUCCAUGUGACCUCAACUCCCUUAGACAUCAGUUAUUAUCAGCUUACUCUAGGCACCGGAAAUAUGCCUAAGUUUUAUCAAUCAAGGAAAAGCCAGAGAUCUAUUAAGGUGACAGUGAAAGGGAGUCACAUUCCCUUGUACGGAGGGGGAGCGAGCUUGAGCAGCACGAGUGGCGGGGCGCCGGCGGAGGCGCUGCCAUUGAAGUUGAGAGUGAUGGUGAGGUCAAGGGGUUAUGUGUUAGGGAAAUUGGUGAAGCCAAAGUUCAACAAGAAGAUUGAGUGCAGCGUGGUUAUGGAUCCGAAGAAGAUGGGUGCGCCCGUUUCGCUAGUGAACAAGUGCAUUUACGAGUGAAGUCAGUGCCUUGUGACAUAUAUAAUGGUAUAGUAUAUUUAAUGGGUGGUGGGUGCAUUAGACUUGGACUGAGUAUUAAUCAGACUCCGUGGGAGGCGUGAGAAUUGAGAAGUGAUGCAGUUUUCUUUGGCUUCACUCCUCAUGUGUCUGCUCUGUUUUGUCUUUCUUUGGAUGAAAUUUGCAUGGAACUGCCUAAACUGUAAUUUCAAUUGAGUAUAAUUUUUAUGAGUCAUACUCAAUCAAACCACCUCACAUAUAAUAUUAAGUGUGAUUACAUUCCUACUUAAUAGUAAUUAAAAAAAAUUGUUGUGGCCCGGAAA